AUGAAUGGAAUUCCGACCCAUCGGAAUGUUACCGGCUUGAUGCUUGACAACUACUCACAGGUCGCUAUUGACCUUGGUACGAACGAAUCGAACACCAUCGGCAUUGCUACACGAUUUGGGACGUUUGAUGCUUACGUUAUGACGGCGGACGACGUACCGAAGAUGAUUUGGUUGGUGAAUUAUCUGCGACUUUGCCGAGUCGUCGCUGACAGCUAUAGGCAAUACACUUCGAUCGUCGGGCGACCAAAGCUCAAGCCUCGCUUCAUUUUAGGCCAUCAUCAAGGAUGUUACGGAUAUAAUAAGAGCGCAACCGUUGAGGGCAUCGUGGACGGGUACCGCACCUCGGGGAUUCCCCUGGACGGAAUGCACCUAGACGUUGAUUUUCAGGAUCGAUACCGCACUUUCACCGCGAGUGAGUCAAAGUUCGGCAACAUUGGCAACUUCUUGAACGGCCUUAGGCAGAAGGGGGUAAAGUGCUGCACGAACAUCACGCCUAUCCUCAGUCUUCGAGAGUCAGACGCCGACCCGUACAUAAAUCUACGAAACUUUUGGGACGAAGGUGAUAAACUGAAUCCUGCCACCAAGUAUCUGAAGGGUCUGCCCGAUAACCAGCAGCGUGGAUGGCGAUAUGAUGGCGGUGGAUUUGCAGUGCCGACACAGCUGGAUCCAGCCAACCCCGACAUACAGAAGAUCUACACAGAUUCUGUGGAUGAGCCCGAAAAUGCACUGCGUGACAAUUACAACUUCAACGAGAAUUACAACAGCGGGUACCCAUUUCAUGGAGGUGUUAGCUACGGCACGCUUCCUGGAACCAACACCAACCUUGGCACCGCCGGCUAUUAUCCUGACCUGAACCGUACCGUUGCACGCGAAAAAUGGGGUGAGCAGUACCAGUAUCUGUUCGACAACGGUCUGGAGUUUGUCUGGCAAGACAUGACAACCCCUGCCGUUGCAGAGGUCUACGGCGACAUGCUUGGCUUCCCAUCCCGUCUUCUCAUGUCUGAUGACACUCCCAACCAAGAUCCGAAAGUUAAGCCACCGACAAAGACUGCUAUUGAGCUUUGGGGUCUUUACUCUUACAACUUGCACAAAGCAACGUACAAAGGGCUGAAUCAGCUUAAAGGGAGGGAGAACAAGCGCAACUUUAUCAUUGGCCGUGGUAGCCUUACUGGCAUGCACAGAUUCGCCGGCCUUUGGACUGGUGACAACGGCAGCUCUUGGGAUUUCUGGAGAAUAUCAGUUGCUCAAGUCAUUGCUCUGGGGUACAGUGGCAUAACAAUUGCAGGAGUUGACAUGGGAGGCUUCACCCCUGAUCCAGACAAGGAGCUCAACCCCCCGCAGUGGUGUGAUCCAGAGCUGCUGAUCCGCUGGUACACGGGAGCAUUUUUGCUGCCUUGGUACCGAAAUCAUUACAUUCAGCAUUUCGGCGGCAAGGAUUUCCAGAAUUACCCGCAAGCUCUUCAGGGGUCCAGUCAAGAUGUGUACAACCUCUACAUGUCAGUCGAGCCGAUUUGCCGUUACUACGUCCAACUCCGAUAUUCGCUCUUGCAGGUGCUUUACGAUACUAUGUUUGCAAACUUGAUUGACGGCUUGCCCAUCGCCCGGGCCAUGGUACGCCACAUGUUCUUGCUACGCCCUUUGAACAAGAUUGUUCACUAA
Molecule: messenger RNA, 1659 nt
Organism: Colletotrichum spaethianum
Lineage: Eukaryota; Fungi; Ascomycota; Sordariomycetes; Glomerellales; Glomerellaceae
Product: alpha-glucosidase 2
Exons: 7
Coding region: 1-1659 (552 amino acids)
Biological process (GO): carbohydrate metabolic process; N-glycan processing
Cellular component (GO): glucosidase II complex
Molecular function (GO): alpha-glucosidase activity
Source: RefSeq, a predicted model, not a curated record